CCUCUGGGGCGAGGCCGCUCAACCGGCUCCGCUGGCCUAGCUGCAGCUAGUCGAGACGGGAGGGGCCUGGGUGCGGGCCGCCGGGCGGAGCCCCUAACUCUGACAAAGUGGAGCUCCUGACCACGCCCCCGCAAAUUCUGUUAAGUACUUUCACCCCCUGACCUUUGAGGAUGGAGAAUUCUGGAGCUUGAGGAAAUUGUUUUACGUUCCCAGCUACAAAGGAAAAAGAUGGUUACCCACCACCGCGGCAACACCUCUAAGUCUUAUUUCCCCACUUCCUGUCUUCAUAUUUUGAAUUUUCUCCCUUUGUUUCUCUGGUGAGAGUUUGUAAGCACUGACUGCCAUUCUGAAAGAAGUUCCUUCUGUAGGUUUGAGUCAACACCUGUCAGUCAUCUUCGUAAUACCGGGUUGGAUACCUAAAGCUGCGGGGGAAAAGGAUCAGGAGAACUUUCAGGACGAGACUGUAUCCAACACUUCAGGUAUGGCAGAAAUGAAGUCGAUGUUCCGGGAAGUUCUUCCAAAACAAGGGCAGUUGUAUGUAGAAGAUAUACCCACAAUGGUGCUAUGUAAACCCGUACUUUUACCAUUAAGAUUUAUGACUGUGCCAAAACUGGAGAAAAUACAGCAAGCAGGACAGGAUACAAUUCGCCAACAGGAAAUGACAGAAAAGGAACAACAGAAAAUAACUCACUGAACAACGGUAUCAAAACAUAAUCAAAACCCUAAAAAUGGAAAUUAAUAAGGACUUGAAAGAGCCCAUGAAAUAAAAUGAAUAUAAAUUUGUAAGUUUUAUUUCUAAAAGACUGUAGCUAGGCCUGUAAUGGGUAUGUUCCUAGGAAUACCUUUGUAAAUUCUGAAUAUAAUUCUUGGUUGGUUUGCUGCAGUUGGUGAUAGACAGUUUAAAUUAGUAUGGACCUUGAGGCCUUGCUGAGUAAUUAGGCUCUGCAAAAGAGGUUAGAAAUGUGAUCUUCCUUUAGAUAACUGUUAUCGGUAACUACUAUUUUCUCAUACACUGACUAAAUGUAAAACUUUGAGUCUUUGAAGAAUAAUUUUUAUAACACAAGCAUUACUUGGUAAUAGAACUUAACGAUGAAAGGUAUAUACGUUUAGAAGUUUCAUUAAGUUCUAGAUAAGAUCAAAAACAAGUGUGCAAGUAUUUCCCAAGUAUAAUAUUAAAAUUAUUUAUUUACUACUGUACUCUUGUUUUAAAAGUUUGCCAAGAGCAAAGUUUAAAUUAAGUAGGUUCAAAUAUGCUCUUUUAUAUGAUUUAAAAUUUGCUGUGGGAAAUAAGUUUUUUAAAAGAUCUAAAAUAAAUGCACUCCAAAUAAAGAAUCAA
Molecule: messenger RNA, 1336 nt
Organism: Cervus elaphus (red deer)
Lineage: Eukaryota; Metazoa; Chordata; Mammalia; Artiodactyla; Cervidae
Gene: BBIP1
Product: BBSome interacting protein 1
Exons: 5
Coding region: 482-694 (70 amino acids)
Biological process (GO): receptor localization to non-motile cilium; cilium assembly
Cellular component (GO): BBSome
Source: RefSeq, a predicted model, not a curated record